AUGGAUCCACCAUUCAAUGAAACAUACAGAACCUUUUUGUAUAAACAGAUCAAAAAUACAGAAAACAAUGUCCCCGAAAUACCUUUUAGCUUCUCUGUUACAUCUGUCGUUGAAGAGGUGGAGCUUCCAGUGAUUGACGUCAGCCGUCUGGUUGAAGGAGCCAAGAAGGAGAGAGAGAAAUGUAAGCAAGACAUUGCUACAGCUUCAAGGGAGUGGGGAUUUUUCCAAGUGAUAAACCAUGGAAUAUCAAUGGAUGUAUUGGAGAAGAUGAGACAAGAGCAAAUUAGGGUUUUUAGAGAACCAUUUGACAAGAAAAGCAAGUCGGAGAAGUUUUCCACCGGGAGUUACCGGUGGGGAACACCGUCAGCCACUUGUCUACGGCAGCUUUCUUGGUCAGAAGCAUUUCAUGUUCCCAUGACAGAUAUUUCUGACAAGAAGGACUUCACUACGCUCAGCUCAACUAUGGACAAAUUUGCUUCAGAGUCAGAGGCGCUGGCAUAUACAAUGGCAGAGGUUCUUGCAGAGAAAUUAGGACGAAAAUCAAGUUUCUUCAAAGAAAACUGUGUGAGAAACACAUGUUAUCUAAGGAUGAACCGUUAUCCACCUUGUCCCCAACCAUCAGAGGUGUACGGUUUAAUGCCACACACGGAUAGUGAUUUCCUUACGAUCUUGUAUCAAGACCAGGUGGGAGGACUCCAACUCAUUAAAGAAAAUAGAUGGAUCGCCGUUAAACCUAACCCCCGUGCUCUCAUUAUCAAUAUUGGUGACUUAUUUCAGGCAUGGAGCAAUGGCAUGUACAAAAGUGUGGAACAUCGUGUGAUGACGAAUCCAACGGUGGAGAGAUUCUCAACGGCAUAUUUUCUAUGUCCAUCAUACGAUGCAGUUAUAGAGUGUUCAGGUGAUUGUCCUGCGUAUAGAAAUUUCAGCUUUGGAGAAUUCAGACAACAAGUUCAAGAAGAUGUUAAGAAGCUUGGUUAUAAAGUUGGCCUUCCUAGGUUCAUUAAUCAUCUCUACUAG
Eruca vesicaria subsp. sativa (arugula) is the source of this 1017-nucleotide messenger RNA. The record is from the annotation of a GenBank genome assembly. Lineage: Eukaryota; Viridiplantae; Streptophyta; Magnoliopsida; Brassicales; Brassicaceae.